Molecule: messenger RNA, 6818 nt
Organism: Bacillus rossius redtenbacheri
Lineage: Eukaryota; Metazoa; Arthropoda; Insecta; Phasmatodea; Bacillidae
Product: serine-rich adhesin for platelets-like
Exons: 10
Coding region: 1-4239 (1412 amino acids)
Biological process (GO): negative regulation of transcription by RNA polymerase II
Cellular component (GO): PRC1 complex
Molecular function (GO): promoter-specific chromatin binding
Source: RefSeq, a predicted model, not a curated record
AUGCGUGUGGCACAGUCGUCUGCCCUCACGUGUCUGCCGGUUCGGCCUCGCACCAGCGCCGCGGUAGAGGAGAAGAGGGGAAGAGGGGGACGCGAACAGUCGCCGAUCGAUCGCCAGCCGCGCGAGAACCAGUUUCGUGAUUCCCACGGGGCCGCGCGGGGCCCGUGGUGGGGGGAGACCUCGCCGCGCAUUGGCCGGCGCGGCGCCGCGGCCACGCCCCCCGGGCGCGGGGGUCCCCCCUCCCUGCGGCGGGGCUGCGCGCGCACCGUUGUGCAAUCCAGUUCGAGAGUAUCGGUGGAAGAGAGGAGGUGUCGCUCUGCGGGGAGCGAGGCAACAGCCUUGUUCCUGCCGUGGGCUAGAAGCUGCUGCGGUGUGCAGUCCUGUGCGAGCCGCCUGCGUGUCUCCAGGAUGGCGGAGGCCGGCAGGCGGUGCCUGCUCAAGGACCUGGCCGGGCAGAUCACGUGUCGGCUGUGUCGGGGCUACCUGGUGGGCGCCUCCACCGCCGUGGAGUGCAUGCACUCGUUCUGCCGCAGCUGUAUCGUGCGCCACAUCGCCGUCAGCAACCGCUGUCCCGUCUGUCACGGCAAGCUGCACGAGGCGCGACCCGCGCUGGGCAUCAGGCCGGACCGCGCGCUGCAGUCGCUGGUGUACAAGCUGGUGCCGGACCUGUACCAGAGGGAGCUGGCGCGCCUGGUCAGGUUCUACAGCGAGCGCGGGCGGCGCGUCGAGCGACAGGCCUUCCUGCGCGAGAACUACUACUACUCGGCCAGCGACAGCAUCAGCGUGUGCCUGCAGUACGACGACAGUGACGCCAGUGACGACGAACAGCUGGACGUCAUCGCCGCGCGCGGCGGCAAGAGGAAGAAGUCCACCGACCUGAAGCCGGACGCGGAGGGAGCGCUCCGCCACUACCUGCAGUGCCCCGGUGCCGUCACAGUGGGCGUGCUCAAGAAGCUGCUGGUCUCCAAGUACAACACCGGUGAUCUCAGCUGCGUGGCCCUCUCGCACGACCUGCGCCCGCUGCCGGACCACCUCACGCUCGUCGACAUUAUCUACAUACACUCCUGCACCAACGUGUCUCCGCUGAUGCUGAACUUCAAGAUAUACAGCCGGGUCGAGUUGCCGGCGCCCGUGUUGAGGCCCUCGCCCGGCAAGCGGCGGAGGAGGCAGCUUCCGGGGCCGCAGCCUUUCCCCGCCUCCACGUCCCCACUGCCGUCGCCGUCCCUGCCCCUGGGGUCCCCGUCGUUGCCCCACCAGUCCUCCGAGGCGCCGGUCCUCGAGCCCGAAGGAGGCGCCCCCAGCAGCCACCAAUUAUCCCAGCCGGGGGAUCGAGGACCGGUCGGCGGCGAACCCCGGGACAGCGGUGACACCCCCGAAAUUGUGGGACCAGCGUCGACAAACGGUGACUCUGGUGAUUCGGCCAACACGGUGCGAGAGGCAGCAGAUAUUCCCGCUGAAGAGAACCUGCAACCAGGAAGUCUGGAGGUGGUCGGAGAUCCGCCGAGUGCAUCGAAUCACAUUCGAACCGGUGAAGCUGUCAAGAACGAUGGACAGGAGAAAGAGCCCAUUCGUGAACAAGAAAGUAAAAAUGAAGCUUUGGGUACUUCAGACGUAGCCAGUGAGGCAUCGCCUGGUGAUCGCUAUUUAGAGCCCACUGUUUUGGGAAACAGUACAACAGAAAACAUUUUAGUCGAUGAGACUGUUCCUACUCACGAAGGAGAAAUAAAGGUAUGUAAGAAACCUAACACAGAGACAAAAAGUGACCCACUCUUGGGAAAAGAGGAAUAUUCGGAAGGAAAUGGUAAAGCGCAUUUUAGGAAUAAUGAUGUUGACAAGGGCCAGGAUGAGUCACAAGAGACACAUGUUGCAUUGGUGGAGGAAAAUAACUGCGGAAAAAUUGAGAAUUCUGAUAGUACAGAAAAUGCAAUCAUUCAAAUAUCACAAGCUCUUAAUACUGCUAACAAUUCAUCUGUCACAAAAAACUUGACAGGAAGCAACGAUCCUGAAAUUUCCCAGGCUAAGAAUGACUCUGAACGAAAUUUAAUUGAUUCUUACCUCAAGCAUAAUAGGAAAAGAGUGCAAGUGUGUAAAAGUGUGCAGUCAAAUAAGAGUAAUAUUUUACCUGUAUUGAAUAACAUUGUUCUUCUGGCAAGCACUGAUACUUCAUCAAGUACUAAUAUUAAUAAUCCAUUAGAUAAGAUUUCAUCUCCAUCUGAAAAUACUGACAAUAUGACCGAUACAGAGGAUAUUUCGAAAGUUGAUGUAAUGGAAGUAGUCAGUCAAAGUAGCUCACCAGAAAUUGACAAUUCAAGUCUUGUGAUUGAUAUCUCAGAUGAUUCAGAACAUUCUGGUUCAAGCACCACAGUAAUUACUACCAAGCUUAUUGAUGGCGAAUGUUCAUCAACUGCUACAAAAGAUACUCUGAUACAAUCUCCAUCAGGAUUGUGUCCUAAACCUACAUUGUCAUGCAAUUUGCCAUCCAGCAGUCCAAAACCUGAGAAGAAUUUCACAGAAACCCCUAUUGGUCUACCUAGCAGUAAUGAUAACAGUACCAGCAGCACCAAGAAGUGUGCAGGAAAAAAUUCACUUAAAAAUAAGAAGAGCCAUAGAGAAAAUCAUUUGAAAUGUGAUGAUCCAAAAGCUUUGGAUUUGUCUCUGAAGCGUAAAAGGGCCAUUAAUACAGUACUGCCAAAACCAAAACUUUAUUUACCAUACAUGCUUUCAAACUCACAAAGUAAUGAGAAACUACCGUAUUCAUUAUUGCAAACAGACAAAAACAAUGUUGGAGAUAAAUUCGUUCAAAGUUUAACUGCAGAAAAUUUAAAAACUCUUAGAGAACAUGGAGUGAAGCUUCAAAAACAAGCAAAAAAUUCUACUUCAUCUACGAGCUCGCGAGCUCCUUAUGAGUUUGCUAUGAUGUCUCCAAAGCCAGAACAGGGUCAUAGUCCUUACAAUAAUUUCUACUUGCAGAGAAAAUAUUUCUCUGCCACAAGUACAUUCAUACCUGAAGCGAAUGCAAGCACGUCAUCUACAGUCACGAAUGCAUCCUGCUCUGGCUCAAAAAAAGUGCAGAAGAAGAAGAAAGUAACAGAUAAUUAUAAGCUGAAGACAUCAUCUACUUCUGUGACCAAUUCAAGCCAUUCUCAGGACUCGGGGAACAGCAGCAAUUCUGCUCCUACUUUGCUUAAAGUGCCAGGGAAAAAACCCUGCAGACGCUUUUACAAUGGCCUGCCAGAGAAGCCAACAGGUUUUCAAAAUCGUGCUGCCGCUCCCAUGCAAUUGCCAGCUUUGCUGCCGGCUUCCCAAGUGUCCUUCCUGAAAAAAACAGCAGCGAACAUGAACGCUUGGCUUCGGGCAGGCAACAGUUCGCCGAGACACUUCUCGUAUCCGUGGACAGAGAUUUCUGGGGACAGCCAGGUGGACAGCGCUCUGAGACAUCACCCCUUGAUGUUUGGCUCUCCUCGUCUCGAGAAUCCACAAGGUGGCCAGACGAGCAACGAUGCCCUAAGGCACUACCCUUUCAUGAUUAGGUCUCCUCAGCCAGAGGACCACCGGGGUGGCCUAAUGGACGACAGCACAGCGAGACACCAGCCCACUACGACGAGGAUCCCUCGGCCAGGGAGCCAUAUGAACAAGUAUGCACCGAGGCAUCGCACUUCUCAUCCAGAGAACCCACUGGGUGGGAGACCGUCGUUCACUUCCAUUGCGGGCAGCAGUUACCCGGUCAUCGUCAGGAAGUACCCGGGGGCUUCGGUACCUCCUGCGUUCCUCCGGCAAAGUGCCAGUCGCUGGCAGGACGUGCUGACCGGCAAUUAUUUCGGCGAAGACGUCGUUAAAGAUGGCUCCCGUAACUCGGCGAGCAAGGGUGACGCGUGGGAAAAUUCUCCCGGCACAAGCAAGAACGCCAAUAAAACUCAGACGACAUCGCCUGCUAAAGCUCAAGAUAUUUGUGAUGUAGAAAAGACUGUCCCAAGUGUCGAUGGGACUAAUGUAAAAAAUGUGAGUGUUAAGAUGAGAAAAGAAGGAAACUCUGGGAUGUGUUUGGAAAAUAGUGAUGAUUCAGCUGAAAAAACGCAUCCUGACCGAGAACUCCAAACUCCACCUGUAGUAUCUCCCACUUCGCCUCAUAACUGUAGUACAGCCAGCAGCAAGAGAAGAAGCAUAGAAAAGGUCGCAGCUGUGCUGACCGAAAUAGCAAGCAAGAAAACAGACACGUGUGCGACCUCAGACAGUAUCUAGUUGCUUCGCUUUCCCAUUAGAAUUUCUAUCAUACUUUCUGCAUACAGAUAUAACAUACAUUUUCCUGUGUGACAUAGCAUAGGUAAUAUAUUAAAAAAAUUGGACUAUCUGAUGAGUAGAAGCUAUAUUUGUAGAUUUAUAUUUUUCACUUUCAUUUCUGUUUCCUUAGUCUUUGUGGAAUGAAAAGAAAAUUUCUUAGGCAAAUCUGAUUUUUUUGUAGUAACUUGCCUCUUACAUAAAACGUAAAAGUCAAUGCUUACUUGAAUUGCUGCAGAAAUCGUUUUAUAACAGAAUAUUUUAGAAACACAAUACGGUUCAUUUUCUGCCUUCGAAACUUGUCUUCCAACCAAUUUUAAAACACAACUUUUAGACAUCCUAUUAACUUCAAAAAUUAAUCAAUGACACUGUAAAUUUGCAUUUUCUAUCUACCAGUCAAGAUUCCAUGCACUUUUUUUUUUCUUUUUUGAGUUGGUAUGAUAUUACCAAGAUUACCCUGAGGCAAUUGCAAAUUUUUGCACUCAAGUUCCAAAACACCCUUUUAAUUAAAUUAUACUUGUAUUUUUUAUUAAUUUUUUUUUGUUUAAGUGGUCAUAGUUUAACAUAUCUUUGGCCACAGAAAAUCACAGAAGUCAAUGGACUUCUGGGUCGCAGCUGUGCAGAAUUUAUAAUUUUCACCAACAUUUUGACCAACAUUACAGGUUCCAUCUUGAGAAUAGUUCUGCUUGGCAUUAAAUUUUUUAGAUACAUUCCAGAUGUCCAUUGUUAAUAUAACGGGGAAAAAAUGUAAUGUUUAUGCAAUGUUACAGCAUUAAUUUCUUAUAUUUUUAUGUAACAUUACAAUGUUUUGUUAGGGUAGUGCUAAUUUUUAAAUUUUACGAGAAACGCCACUUGUUGGUAAGGGACUACCGUGAAGAUAACGACUGCAGUGUCUACCGAAACAUCUGUGAACCUGGCUAUUCAUUCGCUGCUCAAAGCCAGCAAACUAUUUAAUUAAUAUAAAAACAGCAAAAAGUCUAUGUACAUAUGAACUUUGCUGCAGUUAUUAAGUCCAUUAGAAUUCCCAUAGAAGGCUGCAUUACUACCAUCUGGCGGACUCGUGGGUUUAUGGUGUUAGGUUUUUUUUUUAUUGUUACUCUUGCAUAACGCAUCAUGCUUCUUUCUGGACUUGAUAGUUCCUUUAUUUUUGUUGGAGUAGAGCUAACUGCUCAUUGUUAGCACUCUGAACUGUGGUUUAUAGGUUAUGUACUGUUGUAGCAUUUUUUGCUUACUAGGGCUAACUAAAGAAGUCACUUUUAUUUUUUAGCAGAAGCCAGUCUGCCACUGUCCGUGAUGUUUAGCCCCCCCCCCCCCCUCCCAUAUUCCCCCGUCCUUGUUUGUAUGGGCGCUGCAUGGGAUUACAUCCUUUUUUUUGUGUGUGUUUGAUUUUAUUUUAUGAAUGAUUGUGUAAAAAAAACAUUUUGAGACUUUUUUUUUUCCAUUAUGCAUUAUGAAAAGUUUCUUCGCUACCAAAGAGUAUAUUGUUUGUAAAUUGUAAUUGUUAUUACCAAAGUGCCUAUGUAAAUUAUUACUUAUCGCACACUAGGCUAUCAGAAAUGCAGAGUGUGACUUUUUUCUACUGUAGGUAUGUAUACCCUGUAAAUAGCAAAGUCAAAAAAAAAACGCCCUGAAUAGCAUACACACCGUUGAGGGCAGCUUCGUAGUUGUGAACUUUAUUUCUAGUGGAAAUACACAAUUUGACGCCACUUAAUUGUUACCAUUGACUAUUGGGUAGCUUUCAGAUGCACUUCCAGACGUUUAUUGGAAGUUGUGCGUAUCUGUUUCGCUUGUGUUACGUGCUCUGUAAGUAAAUGCACAAUAUUUACGUGUAAUGUAUAUUGUUGUAAGUGGUAGAAUGUGCUAUAUGAAAUAGUAGGAAUUGUUUGUGUGUGAUAUGUAUUUUUAGAGAUCUCAAAUGUUAGCAAGUAAGUUCAUAUUAUUUAUUCUGUCUGUUUACAAAUACAUAUUAUGAUUUAAUUAUUAUUUGGAAUAAUUAUAAACCACAACUGUAGUUUAAUUAGUGUUAAUUUUCAAGGAUAAGCCUAUUAUUGGCCAGGCUAAUCCAUUUGAAACACUCUAUGGUUUUAGGGGCUCCACUGAAACAACAAAGAAUUUAAUGGCAGUGGUUAUUUUUUUAUCUUCACUUACCCUUAAAAUAAUUGAUUUGCGAUUACAUUCUUAGUUUGAAGUAAUUAUGUAAGUAUAAAAAAGUCAUGAAGAAAAUCUAAGGCCAAUUAGUUCGUAAAUAUUUCUUGGUUUGCAUAAUUUAUAACCACAUAAAAAUGUUGGAAGUUUAACAAAGAUAAUGCUUUUAUCUCGAAUAAAUAUUAUUUUCUAUGGUUUGAAGAUUUCAAAUAGAUUAAACAUUCAUUGUAUGGCUACAAGAAAAACCAUAUUUACCUAUAGUUGACUGAGGUUUUCAGAGCUUGAGUUUAAUGUUUAAAGAUAUGUUUAUCAAUGUUAGUUUCAGUUAUGUUCCUGUUAUUUUACUGUUGAAAUAUUUUUUUUUCUCGGAGAAUAAAGAUAUUAUUUCACCACGCAAA